Molecule: messenger RNA, 2545 nt
Organism: Euleptes europaea (tarantolino)
Lineage: Eukaryota; Metazoa; Chordata; Lepidosauria; Squamata; Sphaerodactylidae
Gene: PDE3A
Product: phosphodiesterase 3A
Exons: 16
Coding region: 23-2545 (840 amino acids)
Biological process (GO): positive regulation of oocyte development; oocyte maturation
Cellular component (GO): cytosol
Molecular function (GO): 3',5'-cyclic-AMP phosphodiesterase activity
Source: RefSeq, a predicted model, not a curated record
UGCCGGGAUCGCCGCCGCCGAGAUGGCCGGCUGCGGGGGCAAGUCCCACCGCAGGACCUCGCUGCCCUGCAUCCCUCGCGAGCAGAUCAUGGGGCAUUCUGAAUGGGAUCACAAACGAGGACCUAGAGGAUCUCAGUCCUCAGGUACCAGCAUUACGGUGGACAUAGCUGUCAUGGGAGAAGCUCACGGACUCAUCACAGAUCUCCUGGCUGACCCCUCCCUCCCGCCCAACGUGUGCACCUCCCUGCGGGCUGUCAGCAACCUUCUGACCACCCAGCUCACCUUCCAGGCAGUUCACAGGCCCAGGGUCAGCCCCUUGGCAUCCUUCAAUGAGAACUACACCUGCUCCGACUCAGAGGAGAGCUCCGAGAAAGGAGAAAAGCUGGCCGUUCCAAAGCGUUUCCGGAAAAGUCUGCCGCCAGGUCUCCUGCGACGAGUAUCGUCCACUUGGACAACAACCACCUCGGCCACCGGCUUGCCGACCUUGGAGCCAGCUCCAGUGAGAAGAGACCGCAGUGCUAGCAUCAAACCCCAUGAUGCAUCACCAUCUGGCUCCGAACCUUGGAACAACUCCCUCUUGAUGAGCAUCAGCAAAAGCAAAUCCUUCUCUGCCUCCUAUGCCGUGUCUGCCGCCAACCAUUUGAAUUCCAGAAGACCAAGCCGACAAGGUAUCCCACCAAACAUUUCACCUCUCACCUCCCCAAGCCAUUCACCCCUCCAGGGGACUCCGGCCAACAGUCCCACCAGCAAGACCUCAAAUGAACAGUUCCCGGAGUCGACGGUCACAGCUGCACAGCAAACCAGCAAGUCCCACAGACUCUUAGCUUGUACUCAGAGUGCACCAAACCUAUCGGAACCUGUUGUGGUCACUCCUGUUGUUUGCAGCAGCUGUGGCAGGCCGUAUAACCAAAGAGAUCCAGGAGAGAGAAUUUUGGAAAGAAGCGAUGGAACGACGCACCCCCUGAACAGAACAGAUGACCUGGCGCAAACGACCUCCGACUACGAAACAAACAACAGCGACAGCAGCGACAUUGUGCCGAACGACGAUGACGCAGAUUGCUGCAAGGAGCAGGCGCGGACAGGGGCCGUCUGUACGCCGUAUCCUCCGGACACAAUCCUAUUACAUCCCUUGUUGCCGCCUGAGGAGAAGCCUAUUCUAGCCCCCGAGCCUCUAAUAAUGAACAACUUGGACCCCCUUAUGGAACAGCUCAACAGUUGGAAUUUUCCGAUCUUUGACUUGGUUGACAAGAUCGGCAAGAAGUGUGGCCGGAUCCUCAGUCAGGUAUCCUACAGGCUGUUUGAGGACAUGGGUCUAUUUGAAACCUUCAAAAUUCCUGUGAGAGAAUUUAUGAACUACUUCCAUGCCCUGGAGUGUGGAUACCGAGAGAUUCCGUACCACAACCGGAUCCAUGCCACUGACGUUCUCCAUGCAGUUUGGUACCUUUCAACCCAGCCUAUACCCGGACUCCCAACUAUGAUUAAUGACCAUGGGUCAGCAAGUGAUUCAGAUUCUGACAGCGGGAUCACUCAUGGUCACUUGGGCUACGUGCUUUCAAAAACGUAUUCACCGACCGACGACAGCUACGGCUGCUUGGCCGGCAACAUCCCUUCCCUUGAACUGAUGGCCCUUUAUGUAGCUGCUGCCAUGCAUGAUUAUGACCACCCGGGAAGAACCAACGCCUUCUUGGUGGCAACCAGCGCUCCUCAGGCUGUUCUAUACAACGACCGCUCUGUUUUGGAGAACCACCAUGCCGCCGCCGCCUGGAACCUCUUCAUGUCCAGACCAGAAUACAACUUCUUGGUCAACCUCGAUCACAUGGAGUUCAAGCACUUUCGAUUCCUUGUCAUCGAGGCCAUUUUGGCCACUGAUCUGAAGAAACACUUUGACUUUGUAGCUAAAUUCAAUGCCAAGGUGAACGACGAUGUCGGCAUUGACUGGACCAACGAGAACGAUCGCUUGCUGGUGUGCCAGAUGUGCAUCAAACUGGCUGACAUCAAUGGGCCGGCGAAAUGCAAAGAACUGCAUCUGCGGUGGACGGAGGGCAUUGUGAAUGAAUUUUAUGAACAGGGCGAUGAAGAAACCAGCUUAGGCCUCCCUAUCAGCCCGUUCAUGGACCGCUCAGCUCCUCAGCUGGCAAACCUUCAGGAAUCUUUCAUCACUCACAUUGUGGGGCCGCUGUGCAACUCCUAUGACUCAGCGGGGCUGAUGCCAGGGAAAUGGGUGGAUGACAACGAUGAGUCGGGAGAUACCGACGAACAGGAAGAAGAAGAUGCGGCAGAAAUGGACACCUGUGAAAACCCUGAGUCAAGGAAAAAGAGGAGAAAAAUGUACUGCCAGAUAACCCAGCACCUGAUGGAGAACCAUCAGAUGUGGAAGAAAGUGAUCGAGGAAGAAGAGCGGAGAGCUGGGAUCGAAAAGCCAACCCUAGAGCAAUCCAAUUUGCACCAAUCCUCAGAUCAAAUCGAGUCCAUCAAAGAGGAAGAAGAGGAAAAAGGGAAGCCCAAAGGGGAAGAGGAAAGCACGGCUUUGGAAACGAGUCAGUGA